AUGAAUAUUCAAUCAAGCCUGCGGCUUGUUCUGUCGUUUCUCCUAUGUUCAGGCUCGACUCCUGUCCAUUGCGAUAUUUCAAGUGCGGGCCACUACUCCCAAACGGUGGUAAAUUCCGCUCUGGAUUUAUACAUAGGCGCCGACAACAUCAGCAGUACCACCAACAGACAUAGUGAAACAACAGCGACUGUGACUCCUGACAGUACUAAAGUUGAUUUCGAGAGAGCGGCCAUUGUGCCCGCACAUAUAUAUCCUUAUUUGUUGCUGUCGCUGUGGGUAACAUGCAUAACCUGCAUCGUCUGUUGCUGCUUAUACUGCAAGUGCCAGCAGGCGGAGAGUAUGACAGCGUACAACUCAAAUGGCUUUGAGCUUCGGGAAGUGCAUAUCCAGAAUCAUCCUUUGCCGCACGUCCAGGGAUGCGUUUGCCUGGGCUGUUUGCAGCGAAAUGCAGCUGAAACGCGAGCACUAAACACACUUUCCGAGACUUAAGCAACAAACAUAUAAGUGUAUAUUCAAGAUUUGGCCAGAGCUUUACAUGUAUAUAAUACAUA
Messenger RNA from Drosophila navojoa, 551 nucleotides. RefSeq lists its product as uncharacterized. The record is from RefSeq and is a predicted model, not a curated record. Lineage: Eukaryota; Metazoa; Arthropoda; Insecta; Diptera; Drosophilidae.